Molecule: messenger RNA, 1003 nt
Organism: Arabidopsis lyrata subsp. lyrata
Lineage: Eukaryota; Viridiplantae; Streptophyta; Magnoliopsida; Brassicales; Brassicaceae
Product: PRA1 family protein C
Exons: 1
Coding region: 155-727 (190 amino acids)
Biological process (GO): vesicle-mediated transport
Cellular component (GO): endoplasmic reticulum; Golgi apparatus
Source: RefSeq, a predicted model, not a curated record
CAAAUAAGAGAGGUGACCUAACUACCUCAGAAACAUCGAGAAACUGUUUUAUCUCUUCAAAGGGACCUUCACAUUCUUUUUCCAUAUAGAUUCCUCUGGUGAUGUUCUCUGUUUUUUUCUUUUCUUUUUUCUUGUUUGUUGCUUGUGAAAGAAUAUGACAACAUAUGGCGCUAUACCAUCCCAAGAAAAUGCUUCGUCAAGCCUGAGCUUAUUAGGACGAGCCAAAGAAUUGAUCUUGUUAGGCCUUAGCUCUCAAAGGCCAUGGCUUGAACUUGUACAAUGUAGUGCCUUUAGCCUUCCUAUCUCAUUUACUGUUGCCACUGAACGAAUCAAAACCAACAUCAUGAUUUUUCGAACCAACUACAUUAUCAUCUUCAUUGUUACUAUCUUCAUCAGCAUGCUCUGGCAACCCGUCCACCUUUCUGUCUUUUUUAUCUUGAUAGUAGCAUGGCUAUAUGUCUACUCCCGUGAUAAUGAACCAUGGGUGAUAUUUGGCAAUGUGAUCGAUGAUUCUACUUUGGUGCUGGUUUUGUUGGUCCUCACGAUCGGUAUAUUUCUAUUAACAGAUGUAUCCCGCGGUAUUAUGAUCGGGGUUUUGGCUGGUUUGCCCAUUGUUCUGGUUCAUGGCAUGUGUAGGAAUACAGAGAUGUUGUUCGUCUUGGAAGAUGAUGAAGAGAAGCUGACAAUUAACACAGCAAAAUCUUCGUCGCUUUCUUCUUCCUCGUAACAACUGAAACACAUGAUUUUUUGUUUUGGUUUCAUGACCGGUGGAGCAAAAUCAACAUGAUGCAAAAAGAACGUUAGCUCUUUUGCGGUCAAAAAUUCAGGAUUUGGACGUUGAGAUGUAAUGAUAUUAGUCAGAGACCAUAGUGACACAAAUGAUACUUUGCCUUGUUGACCUUGAGGUCCUUAAAUAGGUUACAAUGAACUUCUUUGAGAAACUACAAGAAGUCUAGAAUGUACAAAUGAUGUGAACAAGAGGCGUCUACUUUUUAUGUCUUUA